AUGGGUCAAGGACAGGAAGUCAAGACCCGGAAUGAUUCCCAGGUCGACAUUCAGGAAAGAGGGGAGAUAUUCUUCUUCCAUAGGCCCAAGGUAGAGAGAGAGGCAGCUCACAGCGCCGACGACGUGCAGCGCCUUUACAUGGUCCUCCGUCCCGAGUCCGGCGAGAGGCCCGUACAGGAAAAGCAAGACCCCAAAAGGCUACUGUCCAAAGUGACCACAGCAGCCAGAUCGUCACCUCGCGAAGCAUCACAUGCCCUUAGGAAAUGCCGAACGCAGGAAGUGAACAUCGAGAAGCUGGCACUGCUGAGGCUCAUAGUGAUGGGGAAGAAGAAUCUUCCGGACCCAACCAAACGGAGCCUACCUUACUUGGGAUUUGCGGAGAUGGUCACCACCAACAUCGAUGAUGUCAAGUCGGCUCUUAAAGCAGAGGAGUACGACACUUCCACGAGGGGACACCGCGACACGGCUGUGGCCAGAGCGGUUGGGAGAGGGCGUGUAGUGUACCGCAUAGUUAGACACAAAUCCAGCGGGAAGAAAGCGCACACGCAUCUCAUAUACAGGCUGGAAUUCCCUCCGGAAGAGGAGAAGCAGGAGCCCCAGGAGUCGCCGAACGUCCGCAGAGAAGGAUCCUUCCUCAUCCAGAUCAAGAACCCCGAGCAGCAGCAGCAGCAGCACGGCAAGCGCAAGGCGGUGUUCCCUGCCCACCUGCACCUGCAGGGGGUUCAGUUCGGUCAGCUGAGGUACAGCCCGGCAGACCCACCGGACUUCCUGAGCAACGAAGGGUGCGAGUUGCCGCUGAUAUCGGCAUCGGACGACAUAGAGGAGGAGCUGGGGAUGGAGCUCGUAGCAGGAGGAGAGGGCGAUCUCUCCUGUUCCGAUCUGCUCAAGACGUUCGGGGGGAUGGAUGCCCUCCCCAGGGGCACCUGGGUCAAUCUGAAAAUUCGUUCCCGGGAACACAGUUGGACCCGUGACUCGGGGGGGCAACUGCGGUUGUUGGGUUGCGUUUCCUGUGUAUAUUUGGGCCCCUAA
Eucalyptus grandis is the source of this 1029-nucleotide messenger RNA. RefSeq lists its product as uncharacterized. The record is from RefSeq and is a predicted model, not a curated record. NCBI's taxonomy places the organism in Eukaryota, Viridiplantae, Streptophyta, Magnoliopsida, Myrtales, Myrtaceae.